Molecule: messenger RNA, 1881 nt
Organism: Dendrobium catenatum
Lineage: Eukaryota; Viridiplantae; Streptophyta; Magnoliopsida; Asparagales; Orchidaceae
Product: beta-glucosidase BoGH3B-like
Exons: 9
Coding region: 1-1881 (626 amino acids)
Biological process (GO): glucan catabolic process
Molecular function (GO): beta-glucosidase activity
Source: RefSeq, a predicted model, not a curated record
AUGGCGGCUUCCCAUACUUUCUUUCUGGGAAUUAUACUUUUAUUGUGUUGGAUCUCAAUUGGAGAUGCUGAAUAUAUGAAGUACAAAGAUCCUAAACAACCAGUUGGUGUUCGAAUCAAGGAUUUAAUGAACCGGAUGACCCUUGCUGAAAAGAUAGGCCAAAUGGCACAGAUUGAAAGAAAGGUUGCAACAACUCAGGUCAUGAAAGAUUACUUCAUAGGUAGUGUUUUAAGUGGUGGGGGCAGCGUCCCUGCUCCUCAGGCAUCGGCCAAAGAUUGGAUAGACAUGAUAAAUAAUAUUCAAAAUGGUGCUUUGUCAACACGGUUGGGGAUCCCAAUGUUAUAUGCUAUUGAUGCUGUUCAUGGAAAUAACAAUGUCUACAAUGCAACUAUAUUCCCUCAUAAUAUAGGCCUUGGUGCUACUAGGGAUCCUGAUCUUGUGAAGCGAAUUGGUGCUGCAACUGCUCUUGAAGUUAGAGCAACAGGCAUACCAUAUGCUUUCGCUCCAUGUAUUGCGGUUUGCAGAGAUCCAAGGUGGGGUAGGUGCUAUGAAAGCUAUAGUGAAGACCAUACUGUUGUGCAAGCAAUGACUACUAUAAUACCUGGUUUGCAAGGGGAUCUCCCUGCAAAUCAAAGAAAGGGCACUCCAUAUGUUACUGGAAAGGACAAAGUUGCAGCAUGUGCAAAGCAUUUUGUUGGUGAUGGAGGAACACAGAAGGGAAUUGAUGAGAACAAUACCAUUAUUGAUCGCCGUGGACUGUUCAGUAUCCACAUGCCUGCUUACUACAACUCAAUUAUUCAGGGUGUUUCCACCAUAAUGGUGUCUUACUCGAGCUGGAAUGGAGAGAAAAUGCAUGCCAAUCAAGAUCUGAUCACUGGUUUCCUGAAGAACCAACUUCAUUUUAAGGGCGUUGUUAUCUCCGAUUGGGAGGGAAUUGAUAGAAUAACUAGCCCUCCUCAUGCAAACUACACCUAUUCUGUGCAGGCUGGUAUCAAUGCUGGAAUUGAUAUGGUGAUAAUUCCUUACGACUAUGAUUCGUUCAUUAGCAACCUCACCACUCUUGUCAAUAACAAAAUUGUCCCUAUGAGCAGAAUAGAUGAUGCUGUGAGCAGGAUUCUUCAUUUGAAAUUCUCUGUUGGUCUAUUUGAUAAUCCUUAUGCAGAUCUUAGCUUUGCUGAUCAACUUGGAAAGAAGGAGCACAGGGAAUUGGCCAGGGAAGCUGUCAGGAAAUCACUCGUGCUACUGAAAAAUGGAAAAUCUUCAAAUAAGCAAAUUCUACCCUUACCAAAGAAAGCUCAGACAAUUCUUGUUGCUGGAAGCCAUGCCGACAACUUGGGUUACCAGUGUGGCGGGUGGACAAUAGAAUGGCAAGGAGACACUGGAAGAAUCACAGUUGGAACAACAAUACUAGAAGCCAUUAAAUCAACAGUUGACCCUGCAACCAAAGUUAUCUACUCUGAAAACCCAGACACUGCGUUUCUCAAAAGCAACAAUUUCUCCUAUGCCAUCGUCGUCGUCGGCGAAACUCCCUACGCCGAAACUGACGGUGACAGCUUGAACCUGACGAUCCCAGAACCCGGUCCGAGCACCAUCCAGACUGUCUGUGAAUCCGUCAAGUGUGUUGUCGUCCUUAUCUCCGGCAGGCCGGUUGUGAUAAAACCAUAUGUUCCGGUUAUAAACGCCCUGGUGGCUGCCUGGUUGCCGGGGACUGAAGGACAGGGGGUAGCUGAUGUCCUGUUUGGAGAUUAUGGAUUUACGGGGAAACUUCCGAGAACCUGGUUCAAAUCUGUAGAUCAGUUGCCGUUGAACGUUGGCGAUAAGGAUUAUGAUCCAUUGUUUCCCUUUGGGUUUGGAUUGGUUACAGAGCCUGGAAGCGCUUGA